AUGUCCGACACCGACGGCGACCAGCCAGCCUCUGCCCCCAACAGGUCCUGGGGCGAUGUGGCUCAUUACGCCGCCGCCGUCCUUGGUCUCCUAGCCCAGCCGAGUGCUCCGGCCACUGUGGAAGCUGCUCAAGACCCACCCGCGCCGCAGGAGGAAGAAGAGAGGAUCUGCAUCGCCUGCGGCAAGCCCAUGGUGUGCUGCAGGGAGAGCUCGGGGGAGUGCGAGUCGGACCCGGACACACUGGAGGCUGGCGAGUAUGUCAAUGUUGAACACCUCACUGAGCAGAUGGAGGAGACGGCCCUGGGUGAUGGGGAGGAGGCUGUUGCUGCUGUGCAGUUGGUCGCUGCUGUUCCUGCUGUGAGCAAAGAGGAAACUGGUAAGGCUAAAGUUAAGAACCACUCCGAAGCCGCGUCUCCUGCCAGCACCGACCCGCCCAUGGGCGCCACCUCCCCUGCUGGGCUUUCCGACAACCCCGAGCCUUCCUCCAAUGCUCAGCCUCCCUCAAACUCCACGCCUUCCAACAGCGCCGAGUCUCCUGCCCGCUCCAAGCCUCCCGCGGACAAGUCCAGUCCCGAGCGCACCAACUUCCCCGUCCUCAUCCCACCGUCCUUUGUCCUAUCCCCAAACCCCGUCUCACCCCUGCACGAUCUGGCCGAGCAGACCCAGCAAUUCCUCCACACGUCAGGUGCCGUUGAGCCCUCCGUCGCUGGGUUUUCUGGUCCUUCAGACUCCAAGAAGCCCGGGAGCACUGAGGACGCUAGCACUGCGAGCCCUCAGAAGGAGGAGACCGACCGUCCCGACUCUAAUCCGGACCCACACGCCGACGCCGACGCCGCCGCCGACACUGAGACUCUCUCCGACACCCAUGCCAACGACUGCGACUGCGACUGCAACGCCCACCCAGACUCCCCACCGCACUACGCCCCGCACACGCAGGUCCUGGACGUGGCCAACCUCCGCGUCCCGCCGACACGCACGCGCCGGCGCACCGUAACCGCUCCGGCGCGCGUUGGGUCAAUCGAGGCCCAGUUCCGCUCCGUCAUCACGCGCUAUCCCGGUGGAGGGUGGAGGAGGGAGCGAGUAAUCCGGACCCGGCGUACCGGGGGGGAUGUUGAUGCGGAUGAGGAGAGGCUGAGGAGGUAUAUUGCAGAGCAGGAGAAUCCUUGGCACGACUAUAAGUGGGAGCGGGAGGAGUGA
Messenger RNA from Trichosporon asahii var. asahii CBS 2479, 1197 nucleotides. RefSeq lists its product as uncharacterized. NCBI's taxonomy places the organism in Eukaryota, Fungi, Basidiomycota, Tremellomycetes, Trichosporonales, Trichosporonaceae. The transcript has a single exon. The coding region runs from base 1 to 1197 and encodes 398 amino acids. The record is from RefSeq and is a predicted model, not a curated record.